AGUCCAGAGCCCUGUAGCCUCUGGCCUCGGGUACCUGGUUUCACAUGUCUUAGGAAAGUUUGCAGGACCUUGAUUCUUCAUCGCACCCAAUAGAUGGGUGAUUUCUUCGGAUGUUGGCGGGUUGGAGGGGGAGGGGCAGUGUGUGGUUGUGGAAUCGUGGCCUCAAGGCCCCACCACUCUGGCAGACUUUGACCUUGCCCUUUAGUAUCUUGGGGUCUGUGUACAUAACCGGCAUUAAAAAUUGUCCUGAAGGGGAAACAGUGGGCUCCAGCCGAUAUGUUUAAGGGGUGUCAUGUUAGGGUUACUGUUAACCACUUACUCUUGCUGAUCAGAGUAUCUGCUGUCCAGCAAGACCAGAUGGCAAGUUAAAGAAUGUCCCGGAUUCCUCUGGGUAAAGUCCUUCUGAGAAAUGUUAUUCGGCACACAGACGCUCACAAUAAGAUUCAGGAGGAGACAGAUAUGUGGAAGAUAAGAGAACUGGAGAAACAGAUGGAGGACGCUUACCAGGGAACACAAAGGAGAAUCUUACCCAGGAGCUCGAGCCGAAUGCGAAGUGAUGGUUUUGAUGAAGAAAGUCAUCGAGUUUACUGGAGGACGAAGCAAGAAAUUCCUGGGACAUUUGAAGAUGAUUUGCUUAAGACUCGAUCUUGGAAUAGAAAGCUAUAUAAUUAUGAGGCCAACAUGCCUGACAGAUGGGGUCACAGUGGAUAUAAAGAACUAUACCCCGAGGAAUUUGACACAGACAGUGAUCAGCAAGAUGCUAUUAAUGGAAGAAACACACCUCCCCAGGAAAAGUCAUCUACUCAUGAGUCCCAUAAACGUAAGAGGUCAAAGAAAUCCCACAAAAAAAAGCAAAAAAAACGGUCACACAAAAAACAAAAGAAAAGCAAAAAAGAAGCCGCAGAUAGAGCUGCAGAUUCCUCAAGCGAAUGCUCAGGAGAAACUCAGGUUUCCAGUGCUAGGAAAGGGAAACAGUCACAUAAGCGAAAGAAAAAAUCAAGGAAAAAGGCUCCUAAGAAACCUGCUUCUUUCUCAGAGUCAGAUAGUGAUUCUUCUCACCCAGAUAAUUCAGAAUCCAGUAGUUCUGAGGAAAGUGAAGAAAAAGAUGCCAAGAAAACAAAAAGGAAAAAGGAUCAGAAAGAACAUGUCACCCCAACAAAGAGGAAGAGUGAGGUACAAGAGAGGACCAGCAAGCGGAAGAACUGGAAGGUGGCCACAGAUGAAAAGACAGAUGAGAGCUCCGAGGAAGAUUAAAUGGAGGGAGACUUCACCCUCCAGGUUUCCCAGGUGACCCCUUGGACUCGACGGGUGUGGCAGGGACCCUCUUGUUAGAACAAGUGGCCUAAUUGGUGGGAGCUGCCUUGUGCCAUCCAAAUCCUAGCAGAUGGAUUUUCUCCUAUUUGAGCCUGUUAAACUUGAUCCCCUUUUUAUUGGUAUUGGGGAAGCUGUUGUUUUUGUAAUGAAGGUUUCUUGAAGAGAUUAUUUUUUGCAAUUAGCCACACUCAGUCUCAUGCACACUAUUCCCCAAAUCAGAGGAAAUAAGCCAGUAAUCUGGGAAUUCCCACUAAAGUGCUCAGUUUGGGGAAAGCAGGUGUUAGGCCCAAGAGGACAGUGUGGAGAGAUGACUUUCCUUUGUUGACUAGCCCUAUGUGCAAGUGGUAUGACCCCAAAGAACUCAACAAGGGAAUCGUUGUGGGGCCUUAUUUAUUCCCUCCAGAUCAUCUUCCUCUGACCUUCCUACAGCAGGUGUCAUACCUGGUUCUUCAUUCUCAGCCUUGGUGCCUUUGAUCCUUAGAUAUGUAUAUCUAGACCCCAGUUUGAUUUUAAUAUUGAACUUUUAGUCCUUUUCUGGCUGGCCCAGUUUACUUGAGGAAAUGGGUACAGGAACCAACCUUUUUCCUUUGCAAUAAAAAUUACAGGCAGCUGUCACCAGUAGGGUGUGGGGCUUUCUUGGUACGUUUUCCCCACUGAGUAGGAUCCAUAAACCUGCAUUCUUUAUAGCCCCUGAGCCGAAGUCUGAAUCAGGCAGUAAAAUAUCCCAUCUAUACUGCUAAAUUUUGCCUGAGUUUAGUUGUAUGUGAAGUUAUUUUUUUGGCUAUUUAAGGUGGUCCUAGUUUGAAUGGGGUCAAAUUAGGAUCUGACUGUGCUGUCCAGUUGUGUGUGCCCUGAACAGGAUUCAGGACACAGGUUACAGAUAUCGUUUAAAAUAGUGUGUCUUUGUUUUUGUCUCCAAGUCUGUAAAUGAAUUCCAGAUUUCACCUCUAACUAGAAAGUCAGGUCAGCUCCAAAAUAAUGUAGGUCUCUCAGGGACGUAUUUUCCUCUUCCCAGCUUUCUGUGGGACUCAAAAUAUCCUGAUCACUCUUCUCUUCCCCCCCUCCCCCCCCAGCAGGAAAAGUUGGUUUAUUUCACUUUGUUCACUUGGGACCCAGGGGUGUUUCAAAUAGGACCCCAAGAUUUCCUUGGGUUAGGAGGGGUGAUGUGGAAUAUCCCUGUCAUUCCCAAAAUUCUUGGAUUUGAUGGAUAUAGUUCAACUUUGCCCCACUUAGAAGAGAACAAAUACUUCUGACUUACGGUGUUAUAUAGUUGUUACUUGAGAAUUAAAAACUAAGCCUAAUCUUGGUUCUACCAUUAUUGACUAUAUUUGUGAGGUCCUAAACAAGUCAUUUAACCUCUUGUGCCUCAUUUCCCCAUCCCUAAAAUGGGAAUAGUACUGACCUCAAUUGGGACAACAAAGGGCAAAGUAAUGGGAGAUACAACAGUAGAAUAUGUUUCCACAUAAUGCCUAAGAUUCAGUAGGUAUGAAUUACUUUUAAAAACUUCUGUACAAAAUAGGAUUCCAGAGUCUACAGAAUUAACAUUCAGAUACAUCUUUGGGCAAAGGCCCUCCAUCCACUGGUUAGCCAGUAGGUGCUACCUUUUUGGGACAUCUAUGUAACUUACUAACUCUUCUGGCUCCAGUUUAUGUACUCUUGGCCAGCUACCACUAAAUGCCAGUUUUUAUUAAGAAUUUUUUGAAGGGAAGGCCUAUUACUUUGUAGAGAUUUUAGAGGUAGGAGAGAUCCUAAAAUGACAAUCCCUCAACUUAAAGCAAACAGUAUUUUCUAUGGUCCUCUAGGAAAUAGGAUCUUAAUGGAUAUUGUUUUUCAGUCUUUUUUCCCCCCAACAUUGUUUUUUGCACCAAGCUUACUCUAGCCACUUGAUGGGUUAGAGGAGUCUCCAGAAGUUUGUACUGUCAUGUGAGCCAAGAGCCUUUUCUCAUACUAGCAGCUCUGCCUCCUAGUUAAUGUGUCUUUGUGGCAGCCAGGUUUUCAUUUUUGGUCAUGUUUACUCUUAAUUACUUGUAUGUGGGCAUACGGGAGCAAAAGGGCUGUCUUUGCUCUCUCCUGCCUUCUAAACUCCAAACUUUGCUUUUCUAAGUCUUAUUUGGCUUCUAAAGUUCUUCUAGCCCCUGAGUGAAAGGCUCAGGGUGGCUUUUAAAUCCAAGGUCUCCCAUUUGCACUACCAGCAUUGAAACCCAUUUUUUUCUUUGAUAAGUGUUUUAGUAUUUUCAAGUAGUCAGGGAUCUCUAAACCCUGAGGUAGGAUUUUUUUUUAAUAAGUAAUUAAGACCAGGGUUGGGGGAGUCAUAUUUAUCAAAUGAUGUAAUACAAUCUGGAAUUCCAAAUUCCAAAUAAAUUUCACUUUUUGAA
Molecule: messenger RNA, 3689 nt
Organism: Dromiciops gliroides (monito del monte)
Lineage: Eukaryota; Metazoa; Chordata; Mammalia; Microbiotheria; Microbiotheriidae
Gene: NKAPD1
Product: NKAP domain containing 1
Exons: 6
Coding region: 373-1254 (293 amino acids)
Source: RefSeq, a predicted model, not a curated record